UUUCUGUAUCGUACACGACCUAGUCGCCAUUUCACCUAGCCAAACCCCGGAAGGUGAGCAAAUAUUGCAUGUUUAGUACGCUAUGAUGAUUCAGAGUGGAAUCUUCAUCGACCCGCACAACCCAUUAAAGUUGCUGGGUCGAGUUGGAGACUAGCAAGUGUUCUAGAUACUGCUGACGCUGUUACUGCCAGUCAACUAACAUCAUACCAAGGCUAACAAUAUCGUGUCCAGAACUACCCAUGGACCCACGUCGAGCUCGUGAUCCGCGCUUGGCACGCGUGGACCCGCGUUUGCAGCGAGGACCAUCUGCUUUGCCCACUCCCUCGCCCCAACAACAAAGUGGGUCACUACAAGGCGCGACACAAUGGACUGCAAACGGAGCAUAUAUGGCUUCACAGUCCAUGAUUCCCAAUGUUCUCGUGCAGCAAGUCGAUACAGCUUCCGAGAACGCCAUCGCUGGCCCCUCGGCUCCUGCAGACAAUGCAGGAUCUUCUGCAUACAAACCUAGACCACUCUUUUGCGUCGUGUGUGCAAGUAAUCAAAACCGUUCCAUGGAAGGUCAUCAUGUCUUGCAGAAGGCCGGGUACCGAGUGAUUUCUUAUGGAACGGGCUCUGCCGUGCGCCUACCUGGACCAUCAAUAGACAAGCCUAAUAUUUAUUCGUUUGGUACACCAUAUAACUCAAUAUACGAAGAACUCAAUGCGAAAGACGCGAAAUUGUACACCGCAAACGGACUUCUGCAGAUGCUUGAUCGUAAUAGGCGGAUAAAGCUAGCUCCAGAACGGUGGCAGGAUAGCAAGACGGUCGCAGACGUAGUUAUUACAUGUGAAGAACGUUGCUUUGAUGCUGUUUGUGAUGACUUGCUCAGUCGCGGUGGCGAGUUCAAUAAGCCCGUUCAUAUCAUCAAUAUCGAGAUCAAAGAUAACCACGAGGAAGCGCUCAUCGCUGGAAAGGCGAUGCUGGAUUUGGCCGCUGCAAUCGAAAUCUCCCAGGAUAUCGACGAAGAUAUCGAUAAGAUACUGCAGGUGCAACAGGAGCGCCACCCCCACAGUCUUUUACAUGCUAUAGCUUUUUACUAGUAAAAGGAUUCGCAUCAUGGGACCCUUCUGAUAUGGUCAUGUGUGUAUUAGGUCAGGCACUCAAGAGUCAGAAUCCACUUUUAUCGCGCUCAUGAUAGGGUGAUAUAUUCAUCAUAUGCCACUGCAAUGCCACCGCCAUCCUUUCAUCAUC
Suillus discolor is the source of this 1230-nucleotide messenger RNA. Its product is annotated as phosphoprotein phosphatase. The transcript has 6 exons. Lineage: Eukaryota; Fungi; Basidiomycota; Agaricomycetes; Boletales; Suillaceae. Gene Ontology annotation, biological process: termination of RNA polymerase II transcription. The record is from RefSeq and is a predicted model, not a curated record. The coding region runs from base 240 to 1079 and encodes 279 amino acids. Gene Ontology annotation, cellular component: mRNA cleavage and polyadenylation specificity factor complex; nucleus. Gene Ontology annotation, molecular function: RNA polymerase II CTD heptapeptide repeat phosphatase activity.